This is a messenger RNA of Rubroshorea leprosula, 1697 nucleotides long. Lineage: Eukaryota; Viridiplantae; Streptophyta; Magnoliopsida; Malvales; Dipterocarpaceae. The record is from the annotation of a GenBank genome assembly.
GUGCCUAUGAAAGUAGUUGGGGAAAGUGAGGUGCCAAAGGAAGAAGUUGAAUGGAAUGAUGAAGACUUGGUGAAGAUCAUGAUCAACAACAAAGCAAUCAACAUGCUUCAAUGUGCUCUCAAUCCAACGGAAUUCCAUAGAGUUUUCGGGUGUGAUACAGCUAAGGAGAUAUGGGACAUGUUGGAGGCUAUUGGUAAAGUCUAUCCUCCUCAAGAAGUGGUGAGAAAGGUUCUUAGAAGCUUGCUUAAGAGUUGGGAAGCCAAGAAGACGACAAUUGAAGAAUCUAAGGAUCUCAACACUCUCAAGCUUGAAGAUCUCAUUGGUAAAUUGAUGACAUAUGAGAUAGAAGUUCAAGAUAGUGAAGAUGAUGCUAGUAAUGAUGAGUCUAGCAAUGAGGAGGACAUCACCAAAUUGAUUUCAAAGGAAGUGAAGAGAUUCAUGAAGAAGAACAUCAAGAGCAAGCUUGCAAAAAGAGAUGAAGGAGAGUCUACCAAAAGGAGUGUGAAAUGCUAUGAGUGCAACAAGAUAGGGCACUAUAGAAAUGAAUGUCCCAAAUUGAAGAAGGGUGAAAGGAAAAACAAGAAGAGCAUGAAGAAGAAAGCUUUUACCGCCACUUGGAGCCAUGAUGAGACUAGCUCAACGGAAAGUGAAAGCUCCUUGGAAAAUGGUGUUGCAAAUCUUUGCUUCAUGGCUCAAGAGGAUAGCUACAAUGAUGAGGAGUUCUCUCUCUCAUGGCUUCAAGAAGGGGCGGAAGCAAGAGGAAAUAGAUUGGGAGUUCUAGUGCUGGUGGCCAAGACCAGGAAGAAGUGGAUUAUUAGUCGCAUUCUUGCUCAGAGAAAGGGUUCCAAAUCUAUUGUACUUAGUGGUGAUCUCUUAUGGUUUGAUUAUCUUCUCAAAAGGAAGAGGUUGAACCUUAGAAGAUUCAUUUACUGGAACCUAAUCAAGACUUAUUCAUCAAACAUGGGUCUUCCUCAUGGUGCUUUAAUUACUAGAUUGGUGAAGAGGAACAAUGUUGAUUUUACACCCUUUAUGCUAGGAAAGGUUCAAAGUGGGACUACACUUAAUAAAGCUUCCUUUGAGAAUAUGCAAUAUGAGUUUCGGAAUGGUAGCUGGAGGACGAAAAGGGAUCUAGUAAUGGAACAGCAAAGUGAUGAAGAAGAAGGUGAUACAGAUCAAGAAAUGGCAGAACAAGGGGCAGAAGAACAUGAAGAUUACAGCCCAAGACCAUUUCGAGCCUCCAUGCAAAGAACUAACCGUGAAACCAUGGAGUUAAUGAUAUCUGAGAUGCAGCAGCUGCACACCGACUUUUAUGGUUUCUAGACAGAAAUGAGAGGGAGAAUGACUAACGUGGAGGGAAAGCUUGAUCGGCUUGUUAACCAUUUUUUUCCUCCACCCCCACCUGAUGCCACCUAACUUGAUAUAUCUUGAGUUUGGCUAAUCUUUAGGAUGGACAUCUUAGGGUUAUGCAUGUUAUGCUUUUCUUUGACUAUAGAUAUUUCUUGAACAUUUUUAUCCUGUUUUAUGAAUGGAAAUGACAUUGCUUGUGUUAUCAUGCUUUGUGAAUGGUUGUUUAUGAUUUUGAUGAUUAUAUGCUCUUAUUGAGGGGGAGCAUUUUGUGCUUAAAUUGCUUUUCUUAAUGGUUAUCAUGCUUAAAUGCUUUAAAGAUUGAUGUGCAUGAAUUAAGGGGGAGUUUGUUG